Messenger RNA from Synchiropus splendidus (mandarinfish), 3871 nucleotides. RefSeq names its product ankyrin repeat domain-containing protein 13C-like. NCBI's taxonomy places the organism in Eukaryota, Metazoa, Chordata, Actinopteri, Syngnathiformes, Callionymidae. The coding region runs from base 286 to 1815 and encodes 509 amino acids. Gene Ontology annotation, cellular component: cytoplasm. The record is from RefSeq and is a predicted model, not a curated record. Gene Ontology annotation, molecular function: protein binding. The transcript has 13 exons.
CGCAGCUCGGGAGCGUGCUAGCUCCGGAGCAGGAGCGCGAGACGCAGCCGAGGAGACGACGAUGUGGCCGCUCCCCACGCACAUCUGCGACCCCCUCUCGGCCCAGUAGGCGCGCCGCCAAGCUCGGUCUGUCUGGCCGCCGCGCACGCCAUCCGCCUCCUCCUCCUCCUCCUCUUCCUCCUCGCGGCGGUGUAACGACACGGUAACGCGGCGCCGCUGCGCGCACAUGAGCUGAGCCGUCCGGGACCGCGGCCCUGCAGCAGCUCCAGGCCGCGUCCACUCGUCAUGACAGGUGAGAAGAUCCGCGCCCUGCGGAAGGAGCACAACCGAAGCCGCAGGCAUGACGCGGACAUCAUGGACACGUACGAGGACGCGCGUCACCUCAAGUCCAACCAGGCGUAUUGCCAGCGCGCGGCGCGGCAGCAGCAGCAGCAGCAGCAGCUGAACGCCGACAACAUCAACGGGAACCCGCCGCUGCUCCGCGACGACAACAGGAACCCCGUCAUCCUGAGUGCGGCGCCGCGGGACUUCCCCGUGCACCAGUGCGUGUUCCAGGGCGACGUCCGGAGGCUGUCCUCGCUCAUCAGGAGCCACAGCAUCAGCCAGAAAGAUGUCCACGGAAACACGCCUCUGCACCUGGCCGUGAUGCUGGGACACAAAGAGUGUGCUCUGCUGCUGCUGGCCCACAACGCACCGGUCAAGAUGAAGAACGCGCAGGGCUGGAGUCCCCUGGCCGAAGCCAUCAGCUACGGAGACCGGCAGAUGAUCACGGCCAUUCUGCGGAAGCUGAAGCAGCAGUCCAGAGAGAGCGUGGAGGACAAGAGGCCCAAGCUGCUGAAGGCUCUGCGAGAGCUGGGCGACUUCUACCUGGAGCUGCACUGGGACUUCCAGAGCUGGGUGCCGCUGCUGUCCCGCAUGCUGCCGUCCGACGCCUGCAAGAUCUACAAGCAGGGCAUCAACAUCAGGCUGGACACCACCCUCAUCGACUUCUCAGACAUGAAGUGUCAGCGAGGAGAUCUCAGCUUCGUCUUCAGCGGGGACUCCGCCCCGUCCCAGUCCUUCGUGGUGCUGGACAACGAGGCCAGGGUUUACCAGAGAAUCCACCACGAGGAGUCAGAGGUGGAGACUGAGGAGGAGGUGGACAUCCUGAUGAGCAGCGACAUCUACUCGGCCACCUUGUCCACCAAGUCCAUCACGUUCUCUCGGAGCCAGGUCGGCUGGCUCUUCAGGGAGGACAAGACGGAGCGGGUGGGGAACUUCCUGGCCGAUUUCUACGCCGUCAACGGGCUGGUGCUGGAGUCCAGGAAGCGGCGCGAGCACCUGAGCGAGGAGGACAUCCUGAGGAACAAGGCCAUCAUGGAGAGCCUGAGCAAAGGAGGCGGCAUCAGCGAACACAGCUUUGAGCCCGUGAGGAGGCAGUCGCUGAGCGCCCCCGUCCCCAACACCGUCUCCUGGGAGGAGUACAUCAGCGCGGAGCAGGGGAAGCCGCCGCACCUGGGCAGGGAGCUGCUGUGCAAGGAGAGCAAGAAGAACUUCAAAGCCACGGUGGCCAUGAGCCAGGACUUCCCUCUGGGCGUCGAGUCGCUCCUGAACGUGCUGGAGGUCGUGGCCCCCUUCAAGCACUUCAACAAGCUCAGGGAGUUUGUCCAGAUGAAGCUUCCGCCUGGAUUUCCAGUCAAGCUGGACAUCCCAGUCUUCCCCACCAUCACAGCCACCGUCACCUUCCAGGAAUUCCGCUACGACACCUUCGAGGAUUCCAUCUUCCACAUCCCUGCCGAGUACAAGGAGGACCCGAGCCGCUUCCCUGACCUCUGACCUGAGCAGGCUCCCUCUGUCGUCCCCCUGGAUGCAUCUGUGUGUGUGUGUACGUCCGUCCGUCUCAAAGGGAAGCGCUUCUGUUGUCUCACCUGGAGCAGGGAAACGUGCUGCUGCUGCUGCGACGUCAGCGCCUUCAACACCUGCUCCUCACUGUAAAUACUUGGACACCAUCCCAGCACCGAGCGGAAUAUUCGUUGAUAAAGUUCUAUAUCAAUAAGUAUAUACACUGUGUAGCAAUACGUUUCAGUCCACACGAAUGUUUCCAGCCGCUGGGUGGAGGUUCGCUUCAGAUCCACGACAGACGGUACGCGAGCCUUUCCCCCGGUGCUGCGGCAUCUUCAGGUUUAGCUCAUCUUACCUCUCGACGCUCUCCACGUUUGCCGUGAUCUUCUGUGCGUGUGUGGGGGGUGUUACUGUGGCGUCACUACAUUUGUUGGGGCGUGUGAAAACGUGUUUCCGUUGAAGAAGGAAGUGUAGCGCUGUAUGAUGUUGUCCGCGGAGGAAGCUGUGAAGUGUCUGGACCACGUUGACCAGGCUCGACUGACAUGUACCGCAGGCUUCACCUCCCUUUAAUAAAGCACCAGCAUCCUGUUUGAGCCUCGGCCCGGCUCUCUCAGACCUCACACAACCACAGACCCGCCGUCAUUUUCCAAACUGGUUUUAUUGUAUAAAAGAAAGCCAAGCUAAAACACUUUAAACAAGGGGUUUAAUUUAGAAGCCGAACACAAACAGCAGCCCGAGCGACAGGAAACACUGGCAGAGGCGGGGAUCAAAGAAACGAGCGGCGGAAGCAAAGCGCUUCCUGUUGACGGGGAAAGACCAGCUCCUGAUCCGGUACUUAAAAACAACUAAGGAAAGGUGGGACGGACGGUGGCGCGGCCCCUCAGUCGCUGACCUCCAUGUCGUCCUCCUGGUGAUGCUCCUCGCCGUUGACCUUAGCCUGGUGCUUGGAGCGCGGCUUGCCGUUCCCCUCGGGAGAGAAGGCCGACUCCUCGCCGUACUUCCUUUCCCGCUCGUGUUCGCUGUUGUAGCCCUGUUCCUCCUCGUCGUAAUCCCUGGUGAUCUGCGGGCAGCAGGAGCGGCUCAGUGACCGGAGCGUGGCGGCGGCGACCAACCAACCUUUGAGUCGCCCUUGUCGCCGUCCGACUUCCUCUCGCGCUCGCGGUCCUUGUCUUUGCUCUUCUUCUUCUUGCUGCUGGAGCGCUCGCGCUCUUCGCGGCCGCGCUCUUUCUCGCUCCGCCGCUCGCGCUCCUUCUCCCUCUUCUUCUCCUUCUUAUGUCUGCUCAGGACACAGAAGAGGCACUGAGGCUGCAGCAAACCACCACAAGCUUCCGGCGUCUCGGGGGCCAAACCUGCGAGGAGACGGCGAGCGGGAGCUCCUCCUCUUGGGGGACUUUUUGGGCGACCUGCUGGCGCUGCGACUCUUCCUGCGCCUCCUGUGAAGCCCAGACAGACAGAGAGAGAGAGCGUGAGUCCGGGGCGAGAGGCGAGCGCCGCGAGGCUGGGGAGCGCGCCACCCACCGGCUGGCGCUGCUGGACCUCCGGGUCGUGCUGUAGCUCUUCGGGGGGGUCUUGGACUUCCUCCGGGAGGACUCCUCCUUCUUCCUGGACCUGCUCCUGGAGCGCCGGCCUCGCUCUCUGGACGGCUCCCGUCUCCGGCGCGGACUCUUGGAGCGCCUCCGGCUCCUGGACGAGGAGCGGCGCCGCGACCUGCUGUUGCUCCUCCUGAGGGCGGCCACAGAACCACUGAAGCGGGCCCCGCUCUCCGGCGGCCCCAGGCCACGCCAGCGGCACUCACCUGUGUCGAGAUCGAGACCUGGACCUCCUCCGCCGAGACCUGGACCUGGACCGCUUGCUCCGGCUCUCCUUGCCUGGCGGACGGAAGCGACAGAGUCAGCAGAGGCAGGGGGGCCCGGGGCGGCCAGGGCCCACGCUCACUUCCAGGCUCGAUGGCAGCGGAGAUGAGCGACUGCGCCUCCCGCACGCGCUUCAUGGCCUCCUCGAUCUCCUUGGUGGCGGCGUCAGGCUUCAGGCCGGCGUUGAGGUUGAGUCC